Messenger RNA from Homalodisca vitripennis (glassy-winged sharpshooter), 4567 nucleotides. RefSeq names its product kinesin-like protein CG14535. The record is from RefSeq and is a predicted model, not a curated record. NCBI's taxonomy places the organism in Eukaryota, Metazoa, Arthropoda, Insecta, Hemiptera, Cicadellidae. Gene Ontology annotation, molecular function: microtubule motor activity; microtubule binding; ATP binding. Gene Ontology annotation, biological process: microtubule-based movement. The transcript is spliced from 18 exons. The coding region runs from base 215 to 3370 and encodes 1051 amino acids.
GCGGUGGCGGCAUUACCUUCUCGCCACGUCCGACAAUACGCGCCGCGACGUGGGGGUGGCCGAACUUGUUCUUGCCAGUCUACUCGAGAACAUCUAGACGCAUUUUUAAUCAAAAUGUAAUUUUUAAUUAUUUUUGAGAUUUUAUCCGGAAACAUAUUUCGACUUUAAGUGUCCACUUUCUAACUGAAUUUAAAUUUGAUGAGCCGGUGGAGACAUGAGCUACUCUCCACACCGCCGCCGGAAGGUCGAGGACGAUGUCUCUCAAGGUUUCUGUGCGGCCCUACAGCGCUCGCCACCCCCCGUGCCCCCCGCCUUACUCAGACGUAUCGGGGGCAAAGAGGUCACCGGAGUCGGGAAGGUGAAAGUCAUGCUGAAGGUGGCGGACAAGAUGGAAGCCUCACAAUGCUUCAAGGCUGACAAGCGCCAUAAGCAGGUGACCCUCUCGGACCCCAACCCCACCGCCAGCGUCGCUCCGCAGGGUCGCAGGGUAGACGUCACCGCCCCCAAAAUGUUUGCCUUCGACGCCAUAUUUACGGAGGAAGACACGCCGAAUGACAUCAACUCCACGGCUCUGGUGGAUCUCCUGCACGCUGUUAUCAACGGCAGUGACGGUUGUCUCCUCUGCUUCGGCCAUGCCAAACUCGGAAAGUCUCAGACCAUGGUGGGGUCUCCUGAUGGCCCUUUGGGAGUCAUCCCCUCCGCGAUAUCCUGGUUGUUCCGAGCCAUCAACGAGCAAAAGCUGAAGACAGGAUCGCGGUUCUCUGUCAGAGUUUCGGCCGUUGAAGUUUCUCACAACUUGAAGGACCUUCUCCUCGGACACGCUAACGACUGUGAACAAAGCCCGGGAGUCUACCUGCGUGAAGAGGUGCAGAACUACAGCGAACUGCGCGUUCCUUCAGCCGAGAAAGCUGCGUAUUACUUGGACUCAGCACUGGCUGGACGUUCUGCGCAGGCGCACUUUCUGUUCACGCUUCACAUUUACCAGUACAAUGUUGCUUCCAAAGGCGCAGUUGCAGGUGGACGGAGCAGACUUCACCUGAUAGAUCUCGGACUCUGUGAGAGGACCAAGCAGAGUGCAGGCCUGAGUCUCUCCGGCAUCGGCAAUGUUUUGUUGGCCAUCUUCAACGGUCAGCGGCACCCUCCUCACAGGGAGUACAGGUUGACGCAAGUGCUGAAGGACUGUCUGACCUCGCUGACCUGUCACGUGACUCUACUAGUCCAUGUUUCUCCAGCCAAUCAGAACUACCCGGAGACCCUGGGCACGAUCCAACUGGCAGCCAGGAUACACCGCAUCCGCCGGCGGAGAGUAAAGUUUGGAAAUUCAGCCGCUACCCAGGUAGCUGGAGAAGAUCUUGGCCGCGUGACGGGGUCCAGCGAUGUCGACCCUUCCAGUAGUGAGCAGUCGGCAGACACGGUCAUCUACGUGGGCCGAUCGGAGGAGACGGACGGUGAGCACCCUCCUGUGUACCUGCCCAGCCUCACGUCAGGGGACAACCGCUGCGCCAUGGGCAAGGCACUCAGGGGCAGCGGCGUGGAGAACAGGAUGAUAGGAUCUAUUAGCUCUAAACAGACAGCAUCAAAGUCCAUGCCUUGCUCUCCGCAGAGGCUCUCCUCGGAAUCCACAGGCCAGGACAAAAAGUUUUCGUCCCACGGUAAGCAGCUAAUAUCCAACAGUGCGAAAUCAUCUCCAGUAAAAUCGAAUCCCUCAAAAGACUUGAAAUAUGCAGAUCCGAAACAACUGGAAGAGAAGUGGGUGGAUGGUCCGAAAAUCCCAAAAUCUAAAGUGGUGGAAGCGAGACAUUUAAAUCUUCUUCACAAAAGCCGCCAACACUUAUUGUCGAAAAAGGAGACUUGGAUCGACGGACCAUUAAAGUCUAACCAGGAUUUUGGCUACGGGUUCAUGGAUUACCACAAGAAGUCGAUGAUCAAGAAGUGGUUAGAGAAUCAAUCUUUGCUGCAUCACCGUCAUAAGUCGGGCUGUACCAAGGAGAAAAGUUCCAGGGGGUAUAUCACGAGGUUCAAGACGUGUGGAGGAGAGAGGAGAACUGAAGGGGAGGGAAAGUGUAAAUCUACCUCUGGCAGUUCUAGAGAAGAACCGCAAAGAAGUUCAAGGGAUUUGAGAGAUGAAGCCUAUGAGAGGUUCAAGGCUAGCAGGGGACAGGCGAGUGGCCAAGAAGAUGGCGAUGGAGACGAAGACGUAGAGGUUGUACCACCUCUAGCCCAGACCACAGUUGUGGCUCAAAACGGAGAGUUCAGUAGGGUAGUUCCAGUGCAAAUGCUGCAAGAAGACCAAAGUGUAGAAGAGGAAGAAGAUGAUAUUGAAGUUGAAAUAGUGGAAGUUGAGGAAUCUGAAGAAUCUGUUCCCAUGCAAGACUCGUGCUUGCAGGUGACAGAAGAGGACAUUGCUCUCUGUAUGGGUGAGGGAGAGAAUCCGUUGCCGGAAGUGGACCAGACAGAAGAUCCAGUAAAACCCUUCGGUCAGCGGAAUCUUACGCUGGUCUCCACAUUUACUGAUUCUUUAACUGUGGCCUACGACUAUGAGAGACUGAUCACCCAGCGACUACACAACUUCACUGAGGGCUCUGCUUGGCUGGGCAACAGAAACAGAGCUCCUCUUCUGCAGAACUCUAGAGGUAUGGUAGAUUACUCCCGACUGGCGAGUCUAGAUACAACCUGUCCUCCGCUAGAGAACCGUCCUCUGGCCCGCUGUCAGUCUCUGUCUCUUACAGACAUGCUGCCCUCCACCGAGCAGCUCAGCGACUAUGACAACAACAGUAUCGUCAGCGAGCCUGCCUACAUCUUGGGAGGUGACCAGCUGUCUGACAAGUUGUGUGAUAAAUGCAGACUGAGGUUCAACAGCAGCGACCUCUAUGAGACACCACUCUACGCUAACCUGCGGAGUUUAUCUGCUCUGCGGCACCCGGACGGAGCAUCCAACCCCAACCUGAAGCAGGCGGGGGAGCGGGAGAGCGAAGUGAGUGAGAAGGAGAACGUGACCCCAAGGCCGCGGAAGAGUGAAGAUGACAGUGACGAAGAUCCUGCAGUACCUCCGCCUUUGCAUGGCAACCUCUUAACUCUCACCAGAGACUCGUUGAACAGGACGAAAGGCUCGCGGCCGUGUGGGGUGACAUCAGUGAGCGGUGGCCACAGUGUACACGACCCUGGAGGCACAGGCAUGCAGUACUGCAAGGCGGACGUGGAGCGGCUGGAGCGUGGUUGGAGCGAGGCCCAGAGGUUGCGGGAAACCAGAGGUGGGCGUCCCCCGCUCCUGACGCCGAACUCAAGAUGGCACUCUGAACGUGACUCAGGCGGAUCCACAGCAUUGGUCGGGCUGAAGGGAGGACCACAGAAAAGAGAUCAACAACGUUAGAUAUAAUUGGUUCAGUUGCAAAAACGAUUUAUGAUUCCCAACAGUAAAAUUGCUCUACAAUUCUACAUUGUUAAAACGGCCAUGGCAAUUAGGAUUAUCUAAUAGUUGAUCCUAAUGAAAGGAAUAUUUGUCUUUGAUGUAUGGUUUAUACAUAUUUUAUGAAAAUGUCUUUUCAUUGUAAAAUGUUGCGAUUUGAAAGUACAGAUUGACGAUAUUUCAGUAGUUACAAUAGUCGGAAAACUCAAUCAAUAGAUUAUAACACGUUAUUGUUAUACUACCUGUUAAAUGAACUUCGCAUAUCUUAUGAGAAUCAGUCGAUGGUCUUAAUGUGGUAAAUACAAGAUAAGGUUAGUCCUCCAUACAUUUUAAAUUUUUUUUGUUUCUUUAAAAGUUUAACCAGUGGAAGAAUUGUUUCUCUACAAAUGAAUAAAUGAAAUGUUUUAUAGAAUUAAAGAUUCCGGAGGUUCACAAAUGUAUUUAUUUAUAAUUUUUAUGACAUUUUAAAAUUAGUUCAAUUAGAGUUUUCACAGGAAAAUAUUUAUUUUGAAAUUAAUUUCAUAUGUCAUAAAUAGAUAAACAGUACGGUUGAAAUGGUAUUCCUAGUGAGGCCGAAAAAACCUUAAUUUGUUUUGUCACUUAGUUAAUUGUGUCGAGUGGACAGUUAGAGAAAAGUAUGGUGUAUACCGAAGACGUAAGAUAUAAAUCUUAACAAAAAGUUUCACUUAACUGUCCUUUCAACACAAACAAAUACGUGUGGACAUCCGAGAUCAUUCCAAUAGUUUUAUAAUUUUAUUUCCUAAAACUCCUUACCUAUACUUACAAGCAAGUAACAAGUACACUUACUAGUGUAGUCAUAUUUGUAUUUUUACCAUACUAGAAUGAAUUUAUUUUCCUACAUCCAACGAAGAACGCUCCUUGUGUAAUUUACCAAACGAACUUAGUAUAGAGAAGACACUAACAGGUCUAGAAACUUUUGUAAUGUCCUUGCCUUGGAUUAUUUGUUACUACCCUGUUAUGCUGAACUGCUGCCUUGUUCUUUAUAAGUGACGGUUGUACAUUGUGUGUCCUAUGUAAGUAUACAUAUCACCAAGCUUGGACCAACGCUUUCUCGACUAUCACGCUUUCGCUUGUCAUAUUCCUCUCUAUUUUGUACAAACCUGUUUAAAACACUCUGUAAUAAAUAUUGUUUACGUUGUA